AUGGCUGAUGGGGAAUAUAACUUUUCACUAACAACAUUUAGUCCAACGGGAAAGUUAGUACAAAUUGAAUAUGCUUUAAAUAGAGUAUCUAGUAGUUCUCCAGCCUUAGGAAUUCGAGCAAAAAACGGAGUGAUAAUUGCCACGGAGAAAAAAAGUCCCAAUGAGCUGAUCGAAGAAAACAGUAUUUACAAAAUUCAACAAAUCAGUGAUCAUAUUGGUAUAGUAUAUGCUGGUAUGCCAGGUGAUUUUCGAGUGUUAUUGAAAAAGGCAAGAAAAGAAGCUAUAAAAUAUUCUUUACAAUAUGGAAAUGAAAUAUUAGUAAAAGAACUUGUAAAAGAAAUAGCAUCAAUUGUUCAAGAGUUUACACAAACAGGAGGUGUCAGACCAUUUGGUUUAUCCUUAUUAAUUUGUGGUGUUGAUGCUUAUGGAUAUCAUUUAUAUCAAAUUGAUCCAUCAGGUUGUUAUUUUAAUUGGAUGGCAACAUGUAUAGGAAAAGAUUAUCAAAAUAAUAUCUCAUUUUUAGAAAAAAGAUAUAAUAGUGAUAUAGAAGUUGAAGAUGCUAUACAUACAGCCAUAUUAACUCUUAAGGAAAGUUAUGAAGGUGUUAUGAAUGAAAAGAAUAUUGAAAUAGGGGUUGUAUGUAAUAAUAAUACCUUUAAAAUAUUAACACCCAAUGAAAUUAAAGACUAUUUAAUAGAAAUAGAAUAA
This is a messenger RNA of Plasmodium vinckei vinckei, 708 nucleotides long. Its product is annotated as proteasome subunit alpha type-2, putative. The transcript is spliced from 2 exons. Lineage: Eukaryota; Apicomplexa; Aconoidasida; Haemosporida; Plasmodiidae. Gene Ontology annotation, biological process: ubiquitin-dependent protein catabolic process. The coding region runs from base 1 to 708 and encodes 235 amino acids. Gene Ontology annotation, cellular component: proteasome core complex, alpha-subunit complex; proteasome core complex. The record is from RefSeq and is a predicted model, not a curated record.